ACUCUCAUUCUGACGGCACCCAUUCACUGGGGUCAGUGCGCUCCGCUGCUGUCUCCUGCGGUCGGGACUCUGAAGCUGGUGUCCGGUGAUGGGACGAGCAUGGGCAGCGUGAUGAGCCUCCAGUGCCCCUCCAGACACCGCGCGGUCAGCGGCAGUCAGAUGUCCUGUGUGUGGAGCAGCAAUAAGACAUACUGGAGCGGCGGGACACCAGAGUGUAAACCUUUAUCUCGGUUCGAGGAUGACGGCUUUCGUUUAGCUCUUCUUGUGUCCUUCAUCAGCUCAGCCAUCAUCCUCCUCAUGAGCAUCUUCUUCAUCACUUCCUGUCUGGUGAGACACGUGAAACGAGAGGAGAGGAGAAAGAUGGAGAGGGCAAGAAAAACUGGAGCGUCAGAGUUUUGGCAACAAAUGGAUGUUGAGGGUGUGGAGCUGCAGAGAGAGGUGUUACACAACCAGAAAACCACAAACAACAACAACAACAACAACAACACCAGAGGAGAGAGACAGCACACAGACAAACACAUCUACAGCCCUGGUGACCUCCACACUCCCUGCAGGUGUCUUCAGGAAGGGAGGCCCUGUCCUCUGAACAUCCAUCCAUCCCAGUUCUCUCUGAUAUUCAAUCCACUCUCUGACUACCUCAUAAACACACACAUCGGCUCCGCAGACACACGCUGUGCGUUCCCUUUCCCUCGCUACGCUGCAGAGGACAGACAUUUCUGCAGGCCGCUUCGAGACCCUCUCUGGAAUGGACAGCACCUGUUUAGCCCACAUCAACCCCCUGCCCAGAUGAUGUCUAUAUGAGGAAGUGAGCGAAGUGCUGAAGACUGUGGAGGAUUGUGUGUAAUAAUGAUUCAAUCUGGGACUAGUCACACAAGAGACAAGACCCUCAACUGAGAACUGGAACUUUUUUCAUGUGUGGUUUUGUUAUGUUAUGUAGAUAACUGCGUGUGAUUCGAACUGUAUUUUUAUAUUUUAUUGCACUUAACAUGCUAUUGCACUUGAUACUGGCCACAACAUUAGUAUAUAGUUUUGCAGUACAGUACGCAACGGGUAACAAUGAAUGUUUUAAAUAGUAAAUUAUUAUGACAUGACGCCAUGACCUGCAACAUUACUGGAUGUUUAAAUAUGCCUCAUUCCCUUGACAUUAAGAGUGUAGACUUUGCAGGGCUCAAGUGAGUUGAAAAUGAUCCAAAGGGACUCCAGACAGAUUGAUGUACAACACCGUGUCUUGAAAGGCCGUCCAACAUGGACGUUAAUGCUUGACAUACUGUCACUUGUCACUGCCCAUAAGUCACACUGAAAUAUGAAACAGUGACACGAUUCUUUUCACUUGUCUGUUAAUAUAAAAACAGGUUAUUUAAAUUAUUCCAAACAAUCAACCAACACGGAAUUCUCUCAUUUACUAUAUAAAGACAUGCUUUCUGGAUGCACACUUGAAAUAAUCAUUAUAUCCUUAUGGAGAUAAAGUCUCAGCUGGGUAGAUUUCAUUGUUGUUGUUGUACUCAAACUAAAAACCAAAGCAAGCUUCAAAAUGUGGAAAUUCCUGCUCGUUAUUCCUCAAGCAUAUGUUUUGGCUGUACAAAUAUGACAGUAACAUGUUAUGUUCAUAUCAAUGAACCAUGAUACCUAAAACAAUAUUACAUGUCCAAAUGGUAGUACCAUGGUACUUUUUGUUCUUUUGCAAGUGUCUGUGCCUCUGGAUAUAAUGUGCGAAUAAAAAACACGAAUAUAAUGCAAAAGUUGCACACGGAAUUCCUUUCAAAUGUAGCGCAGAUAUUAUAAUACUGUGUACUU
Sinocyclocheilus rhinocerous is the source of this 1794-nucleotide messenger RNA. RefSeq names its product sushi domain containing 3 (gene susd3). Gene Ontology annotation, cellular component: plasma membrane. The annotation marks the transcript as partial. The record is from RefSeq and is a predicted model, not a curated record. The transcript is spliced from 5 exons. NCBI's taxonomy places the organism in Eukaryota, Metazoa, Chordata, Actinopteri, Cypriniformes, Cyprinidae.